UUUAUUUAUGAACUCGUGCACGUGCGUGGAAUCUACCUGCUGUUGUCAGCGGUUACUAACGGCUGAACCGGUUGAGUUUAAGAAACGAAAUUAUAGAUAUUACAGAUUGAAAUGCAAUGAAUAAUUUGUCCUAUGAAAUGUGUUUACUGUCGUGAAUAUGGCCGACAGUGCCUUGCGGUGACAGUUGGCUACCUAGAACCACAUAAACACACAGGUAUCAUCAGUUAAUUUAGCUGGUCGGCACUUAAAUCUGCGUAAUGGCCGUUGUCUCCUCUCUGCUGUGCUCAUCAGCUCGUCUCGCUUCGCCUUCUCGGUUACGACUUCGGGAGCUCGCCGUCUGCAAACGGAUAACGUGGCUCUCCGUGUCCGUCCAACGUUGUUACACGUCGGACACUUCAAACUCAUCAGUCGAUCAUCUCAGCUCUGGACUUGAGAGCUACAGGGACUUGCAGAAGUGUUUCAAGAGGAGACUGAAGGCUAUAUACCGCAGGUUCUCCAACAUACCUGAUUAUUCAGUGGUGCUUGGCCAUUAUCAUGUGUAUUUCACUGAAGAUGAUGGCAUCUACAGAAUGGACAAGAGACACAGAGAUCUGGAGCCUGAGCAGGUCCUAAAUCUACAACAAGUCUCUGGAGGACAGGAGAAGACAGGACUUAAUAAUGGAGAGAGGAAGCAGAGGCUUCAUUGGACCGUCCAGAGAAUACGUUUGUCCCCACAGGAAAAGCAUCUUGCUGCCACGCUGAAAACUAAUCACAGAGAAGAGCCAAGGUGUGUGGUUGUAAGGCUUAAAAGAAGAAUUUCCCCUCCUUUGGAUCCCCCACACAUUCUACUCACACUGGACGAUGUCUUCAGUUUUGAGUGGGCCACAGAUGAGACCCUGUUUUACACGACUCUUGAGGGUCUGCGUUGCAGCAGAGUUUUUCGUCUGGACCUGACCUCCAGUGGAAGCAGGAUAACAUCUGUGUAUGAGGAAACACGGCCUGAUGUGUUUGUGGAGGUUGCCCUUUCCAGAGACCGACAGAUACUGAGCAUCAACUGCAACACCAGGACCACCUCAGAGGUGCUGCUAAUUGAUACAACAACACCCAAUUUAGAGCCUUUCCUGGUUCAGCCACGCCAGCUUGACCUCCUGUACCACGUUGAACACUGGAGAAGGUGGCUGAUCAUACUGGCUAAUACAGGGCCUGGACAGGAAUAUCAGGUGGUACAAGCCCCUCUCUCAGAGCCAUUCAUGGUCUCCUGGGUCUCAUUGUUUGCCCCUGGCCCUGGCAGCGUUAUCAAAGACAUGGACUUGGUUGGAGACCACUGUGUGUUGGCUGCAAGAACACCAGCCCAUGAACUUGUCCUGAUUGUGGUCCCACUGACUCAUCCCAAGAAAGCAUACACUGUACAGCUCCCCUCCUGGGCGUGUGCCAUUGAAACCAAGAAACCAAGCUUGGCAGACCAACGCAAAGUGUUAGAAUUCCUGAUUUCAUCUCCAGUCCACCCACCAGUGCCCUACUGUCUGUACCCCGAGGAUGGGCGCCUUGUAUCAGGCAGUGAAGAUGGGUCCUCCCUAGAGAACCAGAGCAAUUAUACCACCACGCGCUUAGAGGCCUGCAGCCAAGAUGGUACCCUGGUGCCAGUGACACUGUUUCAUGCAGUACCUGUGGAGGGUUUGAGACAGGCGCCACUGCUGGCCCAUGUCUACGGAGCUUAUGGCAGAGAUCUCCACAUGGAGUUCUGCCCAGAGAAAAGGCUGCUGUUGGAGCAAGGCUGGGCUCUGGCCUACUGCCACAUCAGAGGUGGAGGAGAGCGGGGUCUGUCCUGGCAUAGACAAGCUCGUGAGGAGGGGAAGCACAAAGGAGUGGAGGACCUUCAAGCCUGUCUCCAACAGCUCUUCUCCUUGGGAGUCUCCUCUCCUUCACUCACUGCCAUUACAGCCUGCAGUGCUGGGGCUGUGCCAGUGGGAGCACUGUGCAACAAACACCCAUACAUGAUGCGAGCUGUCACACUGCAGGCUCCUUUCCUGGAUGUGUUGGGAACAAUGGAGGAUCCCAGCCUGCCUCUAACCUUGGAGGAUAGAGAAGAAUGGGGGGACCCUGAAUCGAACCCAAAACACAGACUUACCAUCACCUCCUACUGUCCUCUUCACAACAUUACUCCUCAGCGCUACCCAUCGAUGCUGCUGUCGGCCUACAGCGGUGAUGCCAGGAUUCCUUUGGCAGGUGUCCUCAAAUACACUGAACAGCUAAAGAAAGCCAUUCAUACACACUUCAUCAUGAGUCCAAAGUCAGAAUGUAAACCAGCACCAAAAAUAGUUCUGAAUAUUCAACCUGGAGCAAAUCACCUCGGACAAGAAGACUUGGAGUGGAUGCUGAAGGAGGAAGCCCUCAACCUAUCUUUUCUAUACACGGAGCUGGGCCUGGACCCCCCUCAGCCUCAACGCAAGAGGAAGAGAUAGCAAGGCUAUCAAGAGGCAGUCGGGCACCAAACGACAAUGACCUUAACAUCUACCAUUACAACCAUGACAACUAGGUUGACACAAUGGUUGCCAGAUCUUGAACAAUCCCAGUGAAAGAGAAGACACAUCAACAGUGAAUGUAUCCACAAUGAUCCUCUUUAAUGUAUGACAUAAAUCCCUUACAGACAAGACACUAAAGAAGAAUCUCGAAGAUUGGAUUGCUACUGUGAAACUGUGCUAACUGAAUACCGUUGUCCAUUCAUAUCAGCAUUUAUAAAGUAUGUCCAUGGCCCCCAAAUAGCAGGCCUUUUCAGACACGUAGCACUGUUUGGGGUGGUUUGGAUUAAACCGAGUGUGAGUGGAGUACUGAAUCACCAAACCCUCUCCUGCUUCUGUCAGGAUACGAGACUUUUGCAACACUUUUCCAUCGUUGACUUGCUUUGUGCUCAUCAGCACUUUCAAUUGGUCUGGUAACUCAUGAAUAGAGGAGAGAUCUGUGAUGGCAGAUUCUUUGCCAAAGUUAAGCACCAUGAGGAAAGCUUGGUCAAGCCCGUCAAGCUCUCUGAGGUAAGAGAAGACACUGGCAUCAGCAUGGAUGUAGCAGAACCACCCACGUUGAAGGGGGAGCUCUGACUGACGCAGGUUGUUCAGUAAACGGUACUGAGCCAGAACAGAGCCUUCAUCUUUCUUCUGGACCUAGAAGAGAGAGGGUGGCAAUGGGAUACUUGAUCUAAAAUAGUAUAAAGACAAGCAAGCCCUGGCCAGAUGUUCCUCCCGAGCUGAACAGUACUAAAAGAGUUCUGUACCUCCACAUUGACGCUUCUGUAGUUUGGGUGUACAGGCAACCAGGUGAUGUUGGUUUUGUUGUUAAAGUCUGCAUUCAUGUCACUGCUCCACUGCAUUGGAGAUCGCUGAGGGUCCCGACUAGCACUCUGCAGUGAAAGGACAGCAAUAAUUUUGGCACUUCAGCUUCUUCCAACAAUGUGCAAUUAGACACUGAAUACACAUUGGCACACUUUAAUGCAUGUACAUUCAGUUACAAGUUUAUUAGGUAAACCAGGAUAAAACUAAUGCAGUGUAACAUACAACAAACUAGUAAUAAAUCCUACCUUUGUGAAGAUA
Messenger RNA from Xiphias gladius (swordfish), 3563 nucleotides. RefSeq names its product prolyl endopeptidase like (gene prepl). The record is from RefSeq and is a predicted model, not a curated record. Lineage: Eukaryota; Metazoa; Chordata; Actinopteri; Istiophoriformes; Xiphiidae. Gene Ontology annotation, cellular component: cytoskeleton; Golgi apparatus. The transcript is spliced from 15 exons. Gene Ontology annotation, molecular function: serine-type endopeptidase activity. Bases 258 to 2441 code for a protein of 727 amino acids. Gene Ontology annotation, biological process: proteolysis.